Molecule: messenger RNA, 1925 nt
Organism: Suncus etruscus (white-toothed pygmy shrew)
Lineage: Eukaryota; Metazoa; Chordata; Mammalia; Eulipotyphla; Soricidae
Gene: STS
Product: steroid sulfatase
Exons: 11
Coding region: 168-1925 (585 amino acids)
Molecular function (GO): arylsulfatase activity
Source: RefSeq, a predicted model, not a curated record
CCAGAAGUCUGCAGAGCGGCUCUAGCAACCAGGAUGAGCCCGAAACCCCCCGCCGGUGCACCCUGAGAAUUUCUGUGACACACAGGACACCUGUCCAUGCCGGCCUCGCCCGCGUGAGCCCCCCAAGAACACGACAAGCCUCGCCCGCCGGCUGGCACGGCUGCUGCAUGACAAUGAGGCCGGCCUCCCUCCUGCCCUGCCUGCUGCUGUGGCUGGCCUGCGAGGCGCAGGAUCGGCCAGCGCCCAGGCCCAACGUCGUGCUGCUGAUGGCUGACGACUUGGGCAUCGGGGACCUCGGCUGCUAUGGCAACAGGACCCUCAGGACCCCCAAUAUCGACCGGCUGGCUCAAGGUGGCGUGAAGCUCACUCAACAUCUGGCCGCUUCUCCCCUCUGCACACCGAGUCGGGCGGCCUUCAUGACUGGACGGUACCCCAUCCGAUCAGGAAUGGCUUCUAGGUCCCGCGUUGGAGUGUUUCUCUUCACCGCCUCUUCCGGGGGACUGCCGCCCUCCGAGAUCACCUUGGCCAAGCUGCUGAAGGACCAGGGCUAUGCCACGGCCCUCGUGGGGAAAUGGCACCUGGGCCUGCACUGCGCCCACACCGAGGACUUCUGCCACCACCCGCUGAGCCACGGGUUCGACCACUUCUACGGGCUGCCGCUUACCAACCUGAGGGACUGCAAGCAGGGCUCGGGCAGCGUGUUCGGGACCGGCGUCAGGCUAUUGAUCUUCGUGCCCCUCCAAGUCCUGGCCAUCACACUGGUCACUCUGGCCGCCCUGCAGCGCCUGAGACUCCUCCGGGUGCCCCCGCUGGUUUUCGGGGUGCUCCUGGCCGCUGCUGCUGGCCUGCUGGGGUUGCUCGUGGCCUUCCUCCAUACCUACCGGCCCCUCAAUUGCUUCCUCAUGAGGGGAAAGCAGGUGACACAGCAGCCACUGGUGUACGACAGGCUGACGGAGAGGUUCACGGACGAGGCCACGGGCUUCAUGAAGAAGAAUGCAGGGACCCCGUUCCUGCUCGUCAUGUCCUACCUACAGGUGCACACGGCCCUCUUCGCCGCCCCGAAAUUCGAGGGCAAGAGCCAGCAUGGCGUGUACGGGGACGCCGUGGAGGAGAUGGACUGGAGCGUAGGACAGAUCCUGGACACGCUGGACACGCUAGGCCUGGCUGACAACACGCUUGUCUACUUCACGUCUGACCAGGGGGCCCACGUGGAGGAGGUGAGCCCCAAGGGGGACAUCCACGGCGGCAGCAACGGCAUCUACAAAGGCGGGAAGGGCAACAACUGGGAAGGCGGCAUCCGAGUGCCGGGCAUCGUGCGCUGGCCCCGGGCACUGCCCGCUGCACUGGACCUGGACGAGCCCACCAGCAACAUGGACCUGUUCCCCACGCUGGCCACGCUGGCCGGGGCUCCCCUGCCGGACGACAGGAUCAUUGACGGCCGGGACUUGAUGCCCCUGCUGCGGGGCGAGACCUCGCGCUCGGACCACGAGUUUAUCUUUCACUACUGCAAUUUCUACCUCAAUGGCGUGCGGUGGCACCCUCGCAACAGCACCUCCGUGUGGAAGGUCUUAUUCUUCACCCCCAAAUUCGCCCCCGAGGGUGCCAACGGCUGCUUCCCCACCCACGUCUGCUUCUGCCACGGCCAAUUUGUCACCCACCACCGCCCUCCACUCCUCUUCGACCUGUCCAAGGACCCCCAGGAGAAAAACCCACUGACGCCAGAGACCGAACCCCGAUACAUGCGCAUCCUGGGGGCCAUGCACAUGGCGGCGGAGAGACACGUGGAGACCCUGCGGCCCCCCGCGCCUGACCAGUUGUCGGUCACCAAUCUCAUCUGGAAGCCCUGGAUGCAGACAUGCUGUUCGACCUGGAGCCAGCUGUGCCAAUGCGACCGGGAACCGCCACAGACACGCGGGAGCCACUAG